UCCUGCUUCACUUCACCUCACAAGAAAUUUCUAGGAAUAGCUUACUGCCAGAUAACUGCGAACAAAGAGCCAUGAUCUCGGCUGCAGAAUAUGGAGAAACAUCAUGGGAGCUGUCUGUGCAGGUGGAUCUCAGAGAAGGAGAGAUGGAGUCCAUGAAGUUUAAACUAAGGGUGAAAGGAGACCUGCACAUUGGAGGCCUCAUGCUUAAAUUGGUGGAGAAAAUCAAGGCUCCUCAGGACUGGUCAGAUCAUGCCCUGUGGUGGGAACAGAGAAAAUGUUGGCUCCUCAAGACUCACUGGACCUUGGAUAAAUAUGGGAUUCAGGCUGAUGCUGAGUUACGCUACACACCCCAGCACAAACCUCUGCUGCUGCAGCUCCCCAAUAUGAAAAACAUCAAAAUGACUGUGAGCUUCUCCAGUGUGGUCUUCAAGGCAGUGACAGAGAUCUGCCAAAUUCUCAACAUCAGGAGAUCAGAGGAGUUGUCCCUGCUAAGGCCUCCAGAUGAUCACAAGAAGAAGAAGAAGAAAGACAAGAACUCACAUGAAGAUAUCUGGGACAUCGAUUUACUGAGUCGGGGACCGGGAGGAUCAGGUCCUAUGUACAGUAAAACCAUGACAGCCACCUAUGACCCAGAGAACGGGAUGCCCAUGUCUGCCACAAGCCUUUGGUUUGGAGAAAACCCUCUAGCUGAGUCCCAGCCAAACCUGCCACCUGCAGAGCUGGCCAAGAUGUACCAACCACUAUCUCUAACGGACAAAGCCGUCAACAAUGCAGGGUGGUUGGACUCUUCUCGUUCUCUCAUGGAACAAGAUGUUCAAGAAGAUGACAAGCUGUUGCUUCGCUUUAAGUACAACGUCUUCUUUGACCUCAAUCCGAAAUAUGACGCUGUCAGGAUCACUCAGCUGUAUGAACAGGCUCGCUGGUCCAUCCUGCUGGAAGAGAUAGACUGCACUGAGGAAGAAAUGCUCAUGUUUGCUUCGCUACAGUAUCACAUAUGUAAACUGACCAUAUCGAGCGAGCCUCUGGACAACUCCAACGAACCAGAAAUCGAUGAAGUAGAGGCGGCGCUGUCCAACCUGGAGGUGACACUCGAAGGCGGACAUACGGACAGAAUUCUGGAAGACAUUACAGACAUUCCAGAGCUGGCAGAUUCCCUCCGGCUGUUUAGGCCUAAAAGACUGACGCUGAAGCCAUACAAAGAGUACUGGUUUGUAUUCAAGGAUACAACCAUCUCAUACUUUAAGAACAAGGAGGCAUCCCAUGGAGAGCCCAUAGAGCAGUUCCAUCUACGCGGUUGUGAGGUUGUCCCUGAUGUCAACGUGACAGACAAGAAGUUUGGCAUCAAGCUCCUUCUCCCAGUGGCUGAUGGGAUGAAUGAGGUGUACAUUCGAUGUGACAAUGAAACACAGUAUGCAAAGUGGAAAGCAGCAUGUAUCCUGGCCUCCAAAGGCAAGACAAUGGCCUACAGCUCCUACAAGUCAGAAGUGAAGAAUAUUCAGUCAUUCCUGCAAAUGAAGAGCCUGGCGCCCCCACCUGGUCAGGCAGCUCCAGACCUAGAGGCGAUGGAGAUGAACGCUGAAUGUUUUGUUUCCCCGCGCUAUGCCAAGAAGCACAAGACCAAGCAGUUAACAGCACGAAUCCUGGAGGCUCAUCAGAACAUAGCACGGCUGUCCCUAACAGAGGCUAAGAUGCGCUUUAUCCAGGCCUGGCAGUCACUUCCAGAGUUUGGCAUCAACUACUACAUUGUCAGAUUUAAAGGCAGCAGGAAAGAUGAGAUUCUGGGGAUCUCGUACAACCGGCUAAUUCGUAUUGACAUGUCGUCCGGGCUGCCGGUAACAACAUGGAGGUUCGCCAACAUGAAGCAGUGGAACGUCAACUGGGAAAUAAGACAGGUGACCAUAGAGUUUGACCAGAAUGUGACGAUAGCGUUCUGUUGCGUGAGCUGCGACUGCAAAGUGGUCCACGAGUUCAUCGGAGGUUAUAUAUUCCUCUCCACAAGAUCUAAGGACCAGAAUGAGACACUAGAUGAAGAACUGUUCCAUAAACUUACAGGAGGUCAAGAAUGA
This is a messenger RNA of Sphaeramia orbicularis (orbiculate cardinalfish), 2066 nucleotides long. RefSeq names its product FERM domain containing kindlin 1 (gene fermt1). Bases 72 to 2066 code for a protein of 664 amino acids. Gene Ontology annotation, molecular function: integrin binding. The record is from RefSeq and is a predicted model, not a curated record. The transcript has 16 exons. Gene Ontology annotation, biological process: integrin-mediated signaling pathway; cell-matrix adhesion. Gene Ontology annotation, cellular component: focal adhesion. Lineage: Eukaryota; Metazoa; Chordata; Actinopteri; Kurtiformes; Apogonidae.